Messenger RNA from Thalassophryne amazonica, 2015 nucleotides. It is a transcript of the gene ralaa, whose product is annotated as v-ral simian leukemia viral oncogene homolog Aa (ras related). The coding region runs from base 263 to 883 and encodes 206 amino acids. The record is from RefSeq and is a predicted model, not a curated record. Gene Ontology annotation, cellular component: plasma membrane. Lineage: Eukaryota; Metazoa; Chordata; Actinopteri; Batrachoidiformes; Batrachoididae. Gene Ontology annotation, molecular function: GTP binding; GTPase activity; GDP binding. Gene Ontology annotation, biological process: Ras protein signal transduction; regulation of exocytosis. The transcript is spliced from 5 exons.
GUCAGACGCGACCACGUCCACAGGACGUCCAGUCAAGUCUGUGUGGAUUUAGACACUGUGCUAGCCAUGAGCUAACGAGAACGCGGCUUUUCAUUUUUGUCACCAUAAUUCAAGGUUUGGCGGAGUUGUUACCGAGGAAUAAUCAUUCUUCUACCCCGCUGCAGUUUGACUCUGAUCUGAUUCUGUGGUGUUUGUUCUUCUCUUCACCUCCCGCUCCACCUGAAUUCUGCUUGCUCUGACGCUCAGAUCGUUUGGUAGAGCCAUGGCAGCUGCUAAACCAAAAGGGCAGAACUCUCUUGCCCUUCAUAAAGUGAUUAUGGUGGGAAGUGGCGGAGUUGGCAAGUCAGCUCUCACGCUCCAGUUCAUGUAUGAUGAGUUUGUGGAGGACUAUGAACCCACCAAGGCAGACAGUUACAGGAAGAAAGUGGUGCUGGAUGGAGAGGAGGUACAAAUCGACAUCCUUGACACAGCUGGACAGGAAGACUACGCAGCCAUCCGGGAUAACUACUUCCGCAGUGGCGAGGGUUUUCUCUGUGUAUUUUCCAUUACAGAACUGGAAUCAUUCGCAGCUACAGUGGACUUCAGGGAGCAGAUUUUGCGAGUGAAGGAGGAUGAAAAUGUUCCCUUCCUCUUGGUUGGGAACAAGUCAGACUUGGACGACCGACGGCAGGUUAGCGCAGAUGAAGCCAAGGUGCGUGCAGAGCAGUGGGGGGUGUGCUACGUCGAGACCUCUGCCAAAACCCGUGCCAACGUCGACAAGGUGUUCUUUGACUUGAUGAGAGAAAUCCGGGCGAGGAAAAUGGAGGACAGCAAAGAGAAGAACGGAAAGGAGAAAAGUAAAAGUUUGGCUAAAAGAAUCCGAGAGAGAUGCUGUAUUUUAUAGUGGUCAAACAGCUGCUGAGCUAAUUAUGUACAUAUACAGUUCUCAGAUUUUUGCAUUUAUUUUGAGCCCAUACCUGACCAUGACUUUCUGUUCCUGGUUACCAGGACAUUUGAGCAUUUUGUCAGGCAUAGUAAGGUGGCACUCCAUAUGCCAUUUAUAGCUCUAAACACUCCAAAAUAAUUCUCUCUCUCACUCGCUCUGACCACAUUACAGAGUGUAAUAACUGGACAGUGUUUAAAUUUAGGCCUAAACUUGACAUUGAGUCUCAGCCCUGAAAUGUUCUAAAGUCUCUUUUCUUGUAAAGUUUGUGUAUUAUUAUAUAUUCAGUUAACUGCGGAGAGCAAUUCUAAAGAUAAAGUGUGGAAUGCAGGAGGCUUAAAUGGGGAACACGUAGCUGGGUCUCCAUCACGAAGGUCUGUAUAAUUCGACUGCCUUCCUGGAUUGGAAACAUAAGAUUAGAAUCAACAGUAUAGUGUCAAACUGAAAUAAAGUGCCACUGUGAAAAUAUACACUGGCUAAUUGAAACAGAGUUGUUUUUCUUAUCUCAGCCAGAGCUUAAAUUUCAUGCCAUUCCAAUUGGAUUCACACAAAUGCACAGUAGUUAUGAACACAAGUCAAACUUCUGUUUCCUUUUUCUUUCAUAUGAACUGGUGUAAUAUAAGUGCACUGUUAGUUUUACCCCCUUUGAGUCACUUUCUUUGCAUAUGUAAAUGCAUUGAUCGUUAGCCUUAAAUCUGUGAGUGAUGUUGUGACACUUGAACCUUUUCACUCUUAACAUUUCAGAUCUUUUUACCUCAGUAGGCUAAUGAGUUUGAUUACUUUUAACGAUGCAGGAAUCCCUGGUGCUGUGAUAAAGGUGAUUUCUUAACACUACAUCUUUUACAUUUUGUUAUUAACACAUUGAAAUAAAUUGCUUCCAGUCGUGUAAAAGUUGAUUUCUUUGCCAGUUUUCUGUCAUCUGGCUCUGUUAUUAAUGAUAACCUUGUACUUUCUUUUUUAACUGUAGCUCUUAAUUGGGGUGAAAAUAGGAAUAAACUCGCGAAUAAAUUAUCUUGAAAGUGAAAGCUGCAGUGUGAAAACUGAUGUAUGGUGGGACAUGUCCAACAAGGUUCUUGUAGUCACCAAAGAAAAA